Helianthus annuus (common sunflower) is the source of this 888-nucleotide messenger RNA. RefSeq names its product circumsporozoite protein-like. Lineage: Eukaryota; Viridiplantae; Streptophyta; Magnoliopsida; Asterales; Asteraceae. The record is from RefSeq and is a predicted model, not a curated record. Bases 1 to 888 code for a protein of 295 amino acids. Gene Ontology annotation, molecular function: zinc ion binding; nucleic acid binding. The transcript has 4 exons.
AUGGAAGGUGCUGACAUUACUGGUUAUACCCGAAGGUUCCAUGAUUUGUCAAGGGUGAUCCCCUAUAUGGUGACUCCUGAAUUUAAGCGCGUUGAACGCUACAUCUGGGGACUGGCUAUGGAGUUUCGCAGUUUGAACGGGAAUGGAAACCGCAACGGUGCUGGAAAUGGAAACAGUGGUGGAAAUGGAAAUGGGAAUGGUAACCGGAAUGGCAAUGGAGCUGGGCAAAACCAAGGAUGCUUUGGUUGUGGAAGCACGGAUCAUUUCAAGAAAGAUUGCCCAAGGGGAAACAAUGUUCAGACUCGAGCGUUUGUGAUUGGAGCAAGGAAUGCACGCGAGGACGCUAAUGUGGUCACCGAUGCGUUUCUCUCUAGUAGGUUGGAUAUUCCUUAUUCUAUAGAACUAGCCAAUGGUAAACUCGUUGAAUCGGGUGAAGUUGUUAGAGGCUGCGCAUUAGAAGUUGGUGAGCGAAGUUUUAGCAUCGAUCUCUUACCUAUUCAAUUAGGUAGCUUCGACGUAGUGGUCGGAAUGGACUGUACUAGUACUAGUACUAGUACUAGUACUAGUACUAGUACUAGUACUAGUACUAGUACUAGUACUAGUACUAGUACUAGUACGAAUACGAAUACGAAUACGAAUACGAAUACGAAUGCGAAUGCUAAUGCUAAUGCUAAUGCGAAUGCUAAUGCGAAUGCUAAUGCUAAUGCUAAUGCUAAUGCUAAUGCUAAUGCUAAUGCUAAUGCUAAUGCUAAUGCUAAUGCUAAUGCUAAUGCUAAUGCUAAUGCUAAUGCUAAUGCUAAUGCUAAUGCUAAUGCUAAUGCUAAUGCUAAUGCUAAUGCUAAUACUAAUGCUAAUGCUAAUGCUAAUUGUGACAACCCGACUUCUUGA